Messenger RNA from Spizellomyces punctatus DAOM BR117, 2155 nucleotides. RefSeq lists its product as uncharacterized. Gene Ontology annotation, molecular function: long-chain fatty acid transmembrane transporter activity; long-chain fatty acid-CoA ligase activity. Lineage: Eukaryota; Fungi; Chytridiomycota; Chytridiomycetes; Spizellomycetales; Spizellomycetaceae. The record is from RefSeq and is a predicted model, not a curated record. The transcript has 18 exons. The coding region runs from base 134 to 1987 and encodes 617 amino acids.
CCCUUAAAGUUGGCUUGGUCAUUGCAACCCAUCUGACACUUGCAUCCCACCUUGAAACCAACGAUUUAGAAUCCCCUGGCACUUGAAAACCCAGUCAGGUCCGCAUAAAGUCGUUACUCGUCAACAAGCAAGCAUGAUCUCGCGUUUGGAAAAGAAAUGGAACCUCUUUAAUGACUUGAAUUUGGUCUCCGGCAUGCUGCCGGAAGUCGCAAAAGUCGUAUAUUGGUCAAAAACCAAAACUGGGAACAUUGUGGACAUCUUUGUAAAACACUCUGCUCGCUGGCCAAACAAGGAGUGCAUUAUUAUGGGCGAUGAAAGUCUCACAUUUAAACAGGUUGAUGAAGUGUCCAACCGCAUGGCGCAUUGGCUUCUUGAGCAAGGAGUUAAGCCAAAAGAUGUUGUGGCAAUGGUGCUGGAAAACUCGCCAGAAUUCAUAUAUACAUGGCUGGCGAUUAACAAGUUAGGCGCCGUUGCUGCAUUUAUCAACACCAAUCUGCAAAACCAAGCUCUUGCUCACUGCCUAAGGAUUUGUAACUGCGUUAUGGUCAUUUAUCACUCGUCUCUUGCCUCCGCGGUGACAAAGGUUGCCCCCGAUGUGGUCAACAAUGGAGUUCAGCCACGUCUGUUCAGCUUUGCGGAUGGAACUGGGCCUUCCGAUGUCAACCGUGAGAUCCUGAAAUCAUACAGUCCGCAACCAACGCCUCCAGAGCUAAAAGCUCAAGUCUGCAUCGAUGAUCCAGCUGUGCUGAUAUACACAAGCGGUACUACAGGAAUGCCAAAAGCAGCAGUUGUGUCGCACGGCCGUCACUAUCUGGGAGGAAGCGUAUUCGCUACUGCAUACCAUGUGAAGAAUACGGAUCGAAUUUAUUGCUGUCUUCCGCUUUACCAUAGUUCGGCGGCUGUUAUCGUGAUGGGAAUGUCGUUUCGCACCGGAGCGACCGUCAUUCUCGCCAAAAAGUUCUCUGCAAGUACCUUUUGGGAUGAUUGCAGGCGUCAUAAUGCCACGGCUUUCCAAUACAUCGGUGAGCUGUGCCGGUAUCUCUUGAACCAGCCGCCAAAGGACAACGAUAAAAAACACAACGUGCGAUUGGCAAUUGGAAAUGGACUGCGUCCUGACAUAUGGAUGGCGUUUCGGGAGCGGUUCGGCAUCAAGGAAAUUGGAGAAUUUUAUGCCAGCACAGAAGGGAACACGACCCUAUUCAAUUGGAAUCAUGGUCCUGACGGUGCUGGAGCUGUAGGUCAUGCCGGUCCCUUGAUGCGACUUCUGAUGACCCUGCGGUUGGUGAAACUCGACAUUGAAACCGAAGAGCCUCUUCGCACCCCUGAUGGGUUCUGCGUCAAGGCUGGCUUUGACGAACCAGGAGAGCUUAUUGGAGAGAUCAUUCCUGGCGACCCUAGACGAGAUUUCAAAGGAUAUCAUGGUGACAAGAAGGCAACCGAAAAGAAGGUGAUGCGCAACGUCUUCAAGCAAGGAGACAUGUGGUUUCGUACUGGGGAUGUGCUGCGAAUGGACGAGAAUGGUUAUUACUACUUUAUGGACCGUCUGGGAGACACAUUCAGAUGGAAAGGAGAAAAUGUGUCUACAACCGAAGUUCAAGAGGCAAUACUGACGUAUCCAGGUGUAAAGGAAGCUAAUGUUUACGGGGUACCAAUUCCCGGACAAGAUGGUAAGGCUGGAAUGGGGUCUCUUGUCGUGGACGACUCGUUCGACAUCAAAGGCCUCGCUGCAUAUCUCGGGAAAACUCUGCCAAAAUAUGCUAUACCGAUCUUUUUGAGAAUUCAAGAGAGCAUUACCGUCACCGCAACUUUCAAGCACCUGAAGACCACUCUCCGCCAGGAAGGCUACAAUCCCAAUGUGGUCAAAGAGCCCUUAUUUUACCAGCCUCAAGCUCUUAACUUACCAGUGGCGGACUCGAACGGCUAUGCUCCGUUUGGCAAGAGUGAAUUUGAGAAACUCAUUGCUGGUUCGACUAAGGCAAAGUUGUGAGUCCGUUAAAGGGGCUCUAUAUAGGGGCUAUAGUGUAUAUACCUCUUUUUCAUACACACGUAUGCCGAAAGCACAUUAAUAUAGAUUUAUGAAAGACUCUGAAUAAUAAUCCUGGGCAAGUCACUGGCAACAACAUUUAUUGACCCAUUUACAAACACAAAAACACCG